UGCUCGUGGGCCACAAAUAUCUCGCAAAACCGGUAAAUCGAAAUUCCAAUCACAGUCGAACUCGAAAGCUCUAGAAUAUUACGCACUAUUUUGAUUUGAGGUUAUGUAAUUUAAUGUGUAUUUAACGUCUAAUUGUAAUUGGAAAAAAAAUCUUUCGCAUUUCGUAAAUAGUACACUAAAAUGUGUACUGCUUAAAGUUAAAUACAAUAGAGAGAAACCCGAGUUCUAAACACAGCAACUGGCUUGAAGCAGGUAUGGAAGCAGAAUCAGCCAACAUUUUACAGCAAGUUAUUCGAAAUAGUGACCAGUUUCCGGUCAAAUUUCCCAUUGAUGCAGUGCGGUGUGCAUCUUUGAUACGCAAGUCGGCUGAGUUGCCUGCUGUCCUAAAUGAGUUUUCUAGGUCAGCAUACCCAGUUUUACAUGAGUCUGUUCUCCCGUUAUAUGAUAAUUUUUUGAUGUACAAAAAGAGUCAUGGUUCUGAAGAAGAAAAACGCUUGUAUGUCAGCAUGACCGUUGUAGAACUGGUGGAUCGUCUGCUAAAUAAACGUGCUGUAGCAUUCUUAAAUCCGUGUGAUUCCUAUCUUUUAGUUGAUGGUCGUCGUGGCAAUGGUGAUUGGGAUGACAUAGGGAAGGAAGGCUCAAAUUCCUCUUUACGUUUGGCUGACUGUUUGAGCUAUGACGAAAUGAAGCUGUCAGCUUUUUUGUCAGUCUCGUCGUACAGUUACUUCAUAAAUAAUGGUAACAGGAACAAUGUGGGCAUACCAGCUAAAGAUAUGCAAAGCGUGGAAAAAACGGGAGUUGUUAUUGGUUUGAUUGGAGCACGAUUUGAGCGUCCAGAGAAAAUGGAUUGGGAAGAAGUGAUGGUCACAAGGGAACAGAAUGUAGUGCAGAAAGGCUAUGGUUCCCACGAGCUUGCAGCAAAGCCAAAGUAUUUCUGGCGAAAGCUGUGGUGUGAAUUUUAUAAUUUGGGCUCAUGCCUUCCUUUGUACUCUGAGGUAGAAAGCGGCUUGAACAAGAGUGAGACCAAUCGCUACGAGAGGUUGCGAUUCAGCGGCAAUUACUUUGACAACACAGUAUUUGCCUGUCGUUUGGCCAUGUCUUUCGAAACACUUUUGAUAGAAGCCCAGCACCGUGCCCAGUUAGCAGACAAGUACGCUUACAUACACGUUGUGGGCAUUGGGUUGGGUGUGUGGAUGAUUUCAAGUCACCAGCAGAAAAUUUUCCUGGAUUCGUUCGCUGGUUGUUUGAGAAGAUUGUUGCCGGUUUUACAAAAUGUAGCAGACGUCAACUUUGCGUGGUUCACGGAAAGCACAGUUGGGGGGGUACCACACGGUGGAUAUUUUCGUUCAAGUGAACACGCAAGAGGCAUACAAGUUCACUUUUCCAGGAGAAACCCUCAUGAUAAACUAGAGGACCCGCACUGUGAUAACUCGCACUGUGAUAAACUACUUGUGGUCUCGUACGCUUGGGACAGCAAUGCCCUUCCAGGAAAUGAAUUUUGGUUGGGAAUGUUGGCGGCCUCAGGAGACCCGGCGGAAGCGUGCUCCAGUCAGAUUGCAGAGCUCCAUAACUCGCACAUUAAUAACACGUAUGUGUGUGGGUCUAAUCUGCACAUUGCGACUAGAAAAUGGGGGGUGUUGCGUAUGGACCAGUUUGCACUCAAAUCUUUGUAGUAGUAACAGUUCUGCAUUUUGUAGGGUGAUUUACUUACCAUAUAAUCAGUUCGCAUACUAGGUGCUAUUUUUUUUCUAGAAUACUGGAGGUCAAGAUUGUAAUGGUGUGACUUUUGUGGCAUAUAUUUUAAUGAAAUACUUGUUUCUUAUUUAUUGUAAAGUAAAGUGAUUUUUUCGUGUGAUGGGGAACAUUCAGUAUUUUUUAUGAUCUCAUACUGUUCUACCAGAAUUUAUACUGAAGAAUUUUUAGUAAAAAUAUUUCAGCAGUAAGAACUUUAGAUGUAGGAGAGGUUAUUUUUUCACAGUUUCUGACAAGUAGGAAUUUCCAUGCAUCUUCACCUCUGUAUCACAUUGUACAACUACACUACUGAAACGUGCAAACCUCACCAAAUCAUGCAUUGUGUGCCACAUGGCAGUAUCAGGUUGACGUAGUCUGAUACAGCCGUCAUAAAAGAGGUGAGAGCUAAUUCCUGCCAAGCGAGUCUUACCCAGAGACGUUUAGCUCCAUCUUUUUGAAGACCUUUAAAUGAGUUAAUUGUUUAACAUAAUUUUCAUGUUUUUCAGUUGUAUUUUAGUUUUUGCAACACAAACACAUUUUUUUACUGGCAGUCUUGGUUCAAAAUCAAAGUAUUUUCAUUCCAAUACCUCACACGUGAAUGUUUCAUUAAUAUUAACCUUCCGAUAGGCGCACCCAUGUUUCAAACAUGGAUUGGCGCAAUGCACCUGUGAGGUGCUCCUCCUAUUUCCACCAACAUAAAUCCCCACUACUGAAGAGUUUCAUUACAAUACCAUGUAAAUUUGAACUGUAUAUAUGUAAAGAUUUAAAAUGUAAAUUUAAAAUUUAUUUAACAUAAGAAUCUUCAUAAUUUAUUGUUAAUAUUACCACAGUAUAAAUGCAUAAAAAAUCCAAAACAAUAGCUGUAGAUCAGUAACAAAUAAAUUCAGGUAUAAUAUUUUAAAAUUAUUUUUCAGUAUUUAAAUAAAACAUAAUUUAGUGAGAUAUGUUAUGAAAUAUGUAAGUUCUUAUAUUUCGAUUAAUUCCAUGCAUUAUUUACACUUCUUAUUUGGUACAUACACAAUCCAAAUCUUUGUGAAAUUAAUAGGUAAUAUACAAACUUUUCUUCUCGUAUAAAUGAGUCCAGAUGGAAAUAUGUUUUAAAGUAAAAUAGCAUGAUAAAAUGAAAAAACAAAAGCACUAAAAAUUCAGAGAACACAUAAAAUAUAAAAAUUGCAGACACUGUUUGUUUUUCAGCUGUCUUUUUUUCACCAACUCACAGGCCUUUUGCACUUAUUCACUAUCAACUUCCAAACCAUCAUCUGCAGAAGAUGUCUUACAUUCAUAACAAUCUUUGCAAAUAAUAGUGACAUGACUCAAACACAAAUAUUUGCCACAAGUAGCGCAACAAUAUUUGGUAUUUUUGCGUUGUUUGUCUUCGCGACAAGGCUCACACAAUUUCCUUUUAUUGUUUUGGUCGUUCAUCUCUUGUGAUUUGCUGUUCGAUUCCCUACACUUGAGAGGCUGCUUGGUUACUUCUGUCAAUCUGUGCCGAAGUGGUAUGUGUAAAUUCUGUUUUUCAGCACUGCGUCGUGUCAUUUCUUCUGAAACAAGACCUUUGGCAAGUUGGCGUAAAAAUGUCCUGCGGUUGGCUACAACAUAACCGUUUCCAGAGUAAAUGACUUGUGCGUUGAUACCGGCCACAUUGAGCAUAGCAAAAAAUAUUACCAAAGGCCACCGCCGAGCAUUUCUCGCCACGUUAUACGUUGCACACAAUUUAUCCACCGUAUCCACACCACCUUUAGUUUCAUUGUAAAAUGUUACGAUGUCCGGUUUUUUUGAAGGCCCAGUAGAAUCAUCGAUUGCAUUGUCAAAAUGAAGGCUGGAUAUGAGAAUACAUUUUUGUUUUUCCUAGGAACAUAGGAAACUAAAGUCCCUUCUUUUCUGAAUCCAAAUAUACUGGACUUUUCACUUAUGUUAGCCAUGUGUUUGACUACGUCAGGGAUUUGCCAUUUAUUUUUUUUCAGUGUGGCAACAAGGGAUAGUUUUUUAUCGGCCAGAUCACUCAAAAGUGGAACAUCACUGAACCAAUUAUCAGUAGUAACAUUUCGUCCUGAGUUGACUAUGGGCGAUACCAUCCUAUGAACAACAUCUGUACAAUGAUUACUGACAGCAUGCGGUCCAUCUGGUUGUUUCCCAGCAUAUACUUCCAUGUUGAAAGUGUAAUACAUUUUGGAAUCUACAAGUGCAAAGAUCUUGAUUCCAUAUUUGGCAGGUUUUGAGGGAAUGUACUGGCGGAAACCGCAACGACCCCGAAAUGCUUCUAAUUUUUCAUCAAGUGUGACAUUCUCUCCAAGAGAGUAACUUUUCUGGCAAUUAGCAACAAAUGUUUCAAAACAUUCUCGUAUUGGUGCAAUUCGAUCUAGUUCUUUCCUUUCAUUUCUCGUCUCUUUGUUGUCAAAUCGAAUACACCUCAUCAAAAAUCGGAAGCGUUUUAAGGACAUGGUGAGCCUAAAUGUUUCAACACCAUCCCCAGAGGGAUCCCAAAGGUCUUCUAAGUUCAGGCGUGACCCACGAUACACACCAGCUAGGUACAACAAACCCAUAAAAGCCUUCAUCUCUAUUACAUCCGUCGAACGUGCAUCUCUGAGGCGAUUAAAUUGAGGUCUUACAAGUUCAAUAUGUUGGUUUGUCCAUGCAACAACAGAGUCGAGUAUUGACUCAUCAAAAAUAAUAAGCCAGGUAUCUAAAAUGGUUUCAGCAUUCAUUGCUGUUCCUAUAACCCCAGGGAUGUGUAAUAACAAAUUUUGCUUACCUCUUCUCCUCUUGUUCGGACAUGGGCAUUUGUUCCAUUGGUACGAAUCGACGAUCUUACCAUUUUUCUUAUGGUUUGCCAUGUAGUAAGAUGCAUUACCGGGAUCAUCACCAUCUGAUUCAUUACAGCUUUGCUCAGUGUCUGAAUUUUCCUCUCGCUCGUGUAUCUGAUCUUCACUAUCAGAAUCAGAUUGUUCUCCAAAGUCCUCAUCUCCCGAAGUAUCAUCAAACAGCAUACAUUGGAUUUUCUUGACGUCUUCAGGAUUAUCCAAGUUAAAAUUAUUUUUUUCCCAGCCAUCCUGAAACACAUAUUGUAAAACAAACACAUGAAGUCGCGUCACACCUACUAGGUGAUUCUAUUUUUUCAGUAGUUAAUGUUAAAUUCACAAUCUUAGCUAAUAAGUGUGUAAUUGAAUAGAAUUAAUAAGCAAUUUGGUGAAGAUAGCAAUUGAAAAUAUCAUAGUCGAAAAACUUACGUCAGUAGUCGCGCUGCACCUGCAGGGUGAAAAUGGCUGCCACAGCCUUGAAGUAACUCCGUCAACAGUCAUGCAUGAACUAACCAGAGAAGAAACAAAAGUUAGGAAGCUAGACGAUAGACACCCCCUCCCCGACACACGACCUCGUGCAGGGAACAUAAACAAGAUAAGAAUGCACCUGUCAGGCGCGCGCGCCUAACGGAAGGUUAAGGAAUCCAUUGUGAUAAAUUGUACAGUAUUAAAAUAUUACAUUUUGAUCAUUAAAUAUUUGUCAAAUUAAGUUAGAUUAGUUAUUUAUAUAUUGAAAUAUGUGUAUAAUAGCAGUAAUAAUGUUAUCAACUACAUAAAAAAUAUUCUCUUGGGCAUAAAUCUUAUGGUGGAAGUGUGUGUAUAUGUAGCAUCUUCUCAGUAGUUUGAGUCUUCCAUUAGUUUUAAGUGAAUAUUUAUAAUGUAAAGGAAUACUAAGUGCCUAUUUCAUAUUUAUUGUGUCAAUGCAUUUUAAAUAUAAUCCAAUUACAUUAAUUGAAUUCCUAAUAUUUGCUAAUGUAAUUUUACAAACCCUGUGCAAAUAUUCAUUUUCAGUUUGAAUCAAAUUAGAAUUCCAUUAUCACAAUAUUCUAAGCUACAAAUAUUAAAUUCAAAUAGUACCUAACGAUAGGAAACCUUUUUUGAAAACCUUCUCAAUGAUAUUUUGAAUGUGAUAUGUUAACAAUGACUUGUAGGUUCUUUUGUGCAACUGCUGUGGUAAAUUUCAUGUAAUGGUUAUAAUUAUAUAAACACAACUAAAAACAUAAUGUUUUGAGGUUUUUCCAGUGUUCACAAAAUUAUUUUUGCUCACUUGUUUUCAACUUAACAAAAAUUUCUGAUCGUAAACUGUCAUGCAAACUGAUAUUUAUCCUAUCUGCUGUUCAUUUGUAUGUGUUUAAAAAGGCUGUGGCUAUUUUAAUUUGCCCCUAAAUAGAGUUAAACUUUGUAUACUCACGUUUACAUUGUAAAAAAAAAAAAAAAAGCUCAAUCUCGUUGUUGAUAGUUACACGGUGGAUGUGAUGUACAACAGCUUGACUACAUUUUAAAUAAAUUUAAACAUUCAUUAUUUAGAGUGUAAGUAUGUGGAGACAAACGAAAUAAGGAUAAUGAAUUAUUUUUUUUUUGGUAUUUUAAAUUCUGAAUAUGUAUUAGCACAGGCCUGCUAUUUGCCAGUGUCUUCUCAUAGCUCUAUAUAUUCUUAUAUACUCUUGUCCUCCAAUGACACAGUUCCUGUCGCAACAGUUACUUGAUAGUUUGGUUGCCGUAGUCACCCCAGCUCCUCGCUGCUCUUGCUGCGAUGCCUUGGCCCACAGCCAGCAAGGACGCGGACGCAGGUCUGGACGGUCGGAAUUCGUUGCCUGUCGUCGUUCACAGUUCCAGGUGGUUAUAGUAACUCACUUGGAAUUCAUCGCAUUUCAUUGGCUACUUGUUUACUGAAAUGGAUAAGCUUUGUGAUAUAGUAGUUUUGUGAUAAGAGUUUAUCUCUUGUGAUUUGCCAAACUUGGGAAACAGAAGGUACAGGUAUCUGGUGUUAUGGAAUAUGCUGGAUAUUAAUUACCACCCAAUUUGUAUGAAUGUUUCAAGUGUGUGCGUGCAUCCAUGUGUAUAGUAACCUUGCUUAUUAGUUCGUGAGAAUAGUAGUUGUUUCAUUGUUUCGUUUAUAAAAAAAAAUUUAUCAAUAUAUAUGUCUUCAUGUCAAAAAUGUGUUUGAUUUUUAUUGUAUUCAUUUGGUUUUGUCUUUUUUUGUGUCAUGUAUCUUUAAAAGUCUGUACUAUUGUAAUCAUUCACAACAUUCUGUUUUUUAACUGAACAUUUAUAAUUAAAUCAGAUGUAGUUUAUUCUUUUGUGUUAAUUGUGGCAUAAUAAAUUGUUUAUGUACCUUUGUUAAAAAGAGAAAUGCAUUAAAAUUAUAAUGUGUUUAAGAAUUCAUGAGUUGCCAAAUAUUUUAAGACAGUAGAAGUUAAUGAGAGAUAUUUGUUAAUAAUUAUAAAUGUUGCUAGUAAUUUUAAUUAAGCUUCUUCUUUGAUCUGCAUCUUUUGAGUAGCAAUAUCAAACAACAAAAUGUACUUUUUUUUUUUCAUUUCUUUCAAAGAAAAAAUAAACAACUGAAUUUAUUGCUG
This is a messenger RNA of Bacillus rossius redtenbacheri, 7105 nucleotides long. Its product is annotated as testis-specific serine/threonine-protein kinase 3-like. Gene Ontology annotation, molecular function: protein serine/threonine kinase activity; ATP binding. Gene Ontology annotation, cellular component: cytoplasm. Gene Ontology annotation, biological process: intracellular signal transduction; protein phosphorylation. The transcript has 2 exons. The coding region runs from base 255 to 1673 and encodes 472 amino acids. The record is from RefSeq and is a predicted model, not a curated record. NCBI's taxonomy places the organism in Eukaryota, Metazoa, Arthropoda, Insecta, Phasmatodea, Bacillidae.